Molecule: messenger RNA, 618 nt
Organism: Aspergillus fumigatus Af293
Lineage: Eukaryota; Fungi; Ascomycota; Eurotiomycetes; Eurotiales; Aspergillaceae
Product: acetyltransferase, GNAT family
Molecular function (GO): acyltransferase activity, transferring groups other than amino-acyl groups
Source: RefSeq, a predicted model, not a curated record
AUGGAACACUCCUUCCCCCCAACCUUCCGCACCGCCCGCCUCCGAUUCGACGCAUUGGUCGACGCCGACGCGGCAGGCAUCCACGCCAUCCGCAGGUUGAAAGAGGUGAUGAAAUGGAGUCUGAAGAAAGUCCCUGAUGCGGAUCUCGCAACGACGAGGAAAUGGGUGGAGGAGUAUCUGAGGCCGGAACCGCGUGUGCCUGGGAAUGUGGGGUAUGUGAUUCGGGAAAUUGAGCCUGUGUCCGGGUCGUCUGCGGCGGUUGGAGGGGUAGAUGGAGAUGGGAAAGGCCGGAUUAUCGCUUCUAUUGGCUUGCGGUAUGGGUUUGUGGAGGCACUGGGGGGAAAGCGCUGGGAGCUGGGGUAUAUCUUUCACCCUGACUUCUGGGGGAAGGGGUAUGCGACUGAGGCUGUGAGGGGGUUGAUGGAUGCGUGGCCUGGGAUUUAUCACAGGAUUACAUGGGGGGAGGAGCAGCAGGAGAGGAGCGAAGAGGUGGUUGCUAUCACGGACAAGGGGAAUGAGCCGAGUAUGCGUGUUUUAAGGAAGUGUGGGUUUGAGGCAGUGGAGGAGUUUUUGGAUAAGGCUGGGACGCCGUGUGUGGCUUUUGUUUAUAAGUCUUAG